UGUUGGGGAGCGCAAUUGCUUGUUGAUGCUUGGCCCCCGUGCCUGGGACCCGGUUCACCAUGUCGUACAGAUCCUCGGACGCCUACUCACGGCGCCCUUUGGAAGAUGACCGCCGUCCUACCGAUUCUCACGAUCGGCGCCGUGAGCCUUUUCCAAGGAGAAGUUCCGAUUUCAGCAAAGAGGACAGGUACAACUCACCGAAGGAUCGGCGUCACUCAUCCGAUCUUUCUCGAGAUCCCCUGCCUCCAAAACGGACAAAGUCCGAUUCUGCCGUGCCUAGUUCUGUGCACGAACAAGGCUCCAAAGCAGAGCGCUAGCCGUGAUAGUUCAAUAUCACGGGAGAAAAUUCUUGCGCUAUGGAAAACCCACGACAAGGCGCUCAUCGAAGUAGCCCGGCUCAGGUCUGAGCGUGACCCUCUGGACAAAGUAUUAAGAGCAAGACAAGCGGAUUAUGAAAAGUCCAUGGUCAAACACGGAGACUUCCCUUCUGUAGCCGAGUUGCAAAACAUGCAUAGGCGCAAAUAUGGUGAACAGGUACGAGCCUUGGAUAGGCGGAUACAGCAAGCACUAGACGAGGCAGAGAAAACGGCCGAGGCUUUUGCAUCUGCCAUCUUCGAUCUUUCAUGGGCUCAGAACGGACAACACGGAAACAGACCGGCGGCUGCGCCAGAGUUCCCAAAGGAGCGCGAGACGCUGAAAAAUCAGCAGAACGAGAUAAAUGAAUUGAAGAUGCAGCUACGCCAAUUGCAGGCCGAGCGCUCUAAAGAGCAAGAAGAACUCAAGGGGGAGAUGGCAAGGCGUUUGAGAGAGGAAAUGGAGAAGAUGAGAAACGAAUUCAAAAUGGAAAUGAAGGCCCGAGAGCAAUCCAACCAAACCAUUCAGGCCCAACUCUCAAAGCAGGACAGGGAAAUCAAAACCAUCGUCGAGCAACAAGUAUCUGGACAAAACAACAGCACCGGCAAUAUCUCGACCUCGGAAGUAUCCACCCUAAUACAACAGGGAAGCUCAGGACUGCGGUCCGACCUCGUUGACUUGACGAGGCGGGUGGACGAGAUCACUGCAAGGCUGGCUCAGAACGGCCAAGACACGGCGAGCCUAUGCGCGAGCAUAGCGAUACAGGUUCAGCGGUUAGACGACCAGACCGAGAAAUUGCAAUGUAUCAGAAAGAUCGUCGAGAACAUAGACCUUGAGACCCUCGACACCUUGGCGGAUGUUUCGCUACAUGACUUUCCAACCUGGCGUAUCAAAAUGAUGACAGUCGACAACCUCAAAUCAAACCUGGAAAAUCUAAACGGCCAUGAAUUUCCGCGACUGCGGAAAGAUGUCGAGGGCCUUCGCUUAAGCGUGGACGACCUGAAGGCGAAGAAUAAUUCCCUUUCUGAUAUGGUUCAAGAUUUUUCCAACAGGGUCGUGACGACCGUUGGAGGCCUGGUGAACAACUUAGAACAGAAUACUAGGAAUCAUGAGGCGCGCAUCAGUCAAUUGGAAGGAGCAUCUACGGAUGGAGGCCGUCCGAGUACUACCGAGAUGGACUCGGCGAAUUCUGCGAACCCGGCCGAUGCAGUAAACCUCCAGGUGAAUGCUAUCAGAACCGACUUCGACUCAACCAAGGCCGCAGUGGCCGAGCUCAGCCAGCAGGUCAAUCAAAUCAGUCAGACCAUGGAGGCCAACAGCAAAGAUUUCAAUGAACAACUCGGAACAUUGUCGCAUCUGGUCUCUGUAUUGAAUAUGCGCUGGAAUAACUUGUCGACCAAGUCUCUAGCUGAGCACAUCAUAGCCCAGCUAGAGCUGAUCUACCCGAACGCGCGCGAGAUUGUGGCCGACAUUGCCCGCCUGAAAGCCCUAGUCGAGCGUCUAAACGGUUGGAUCAAGACCCUUGAAGAGCAGGUGCAGAGUUUCAAAGGGAAGGUCAACGGCAAUGAGGAUACUGCCGAGACACCGCUCCCCGCACUCCAGGAGCACCUGGAACUGGUGCCGGACUUCCGGAGCAAUGGAGUAUCUCACAAGCGGAGGAGGCCAGAUUCGAGCCCGAACGGCGCCGCGCAGACGAUUGUUGCCAGGACGGAUUAGCGCUUGUUUGGGGUGAAGAGUGGUUGGCUUUGCGAUACAAGGGAUUGCCCUCUUGUCAGGUCCAUUUCGCCUCCGCAAGCCCGUUCAUAUCAGACGGGCGAGCUACUUAAGGAGGGAUGCACACACUCCUAACGGUGUCUGUUAGGUGUGUAUGACUACAUUCAUUCAAUGUUGGCCGAAGGAGAGCGUUGGUACCCCAAGAGCGUUCUGGGUUUGUUAGGUUAGUUUGUUGGUGCAUACAUACUUCUCGUGGGCGAUCACACGAGGAGUUUGACACUGCGGAUGCUUCCAAGUGGUGGUAACAUAGGUUCCUAUAGAGGGUACUGUAUGUAUGUACACGUUAUACGUAGGA
Canariomyces notabilis is the source of this 2422-nucleotide messenger RNA. RefSeq lists its product as uncharacterized. NCBI's taxonomy places the organism in Eukaryota, Fungi, Ascomycota, Sordariomycetes, Sordariales, Chaetomiaceae. The coding region runs from base 106 to 2070 and encodes 654 amino acids. The transcript has 2 exons. The record is from RefSeq and is a predicted model, not a curated record.